CGCAAAAUCAAUGAACAUCACAUUCCCCACGUCUUCACCAAUACCACAAUUACAGCCCUCAAACCCCUGGCUACCAAGCCCUCUUGAGUGGAAAUGGACACUGAAAAGGCUCGGGAAUGCCUCAGCAGCAUUCUAAACAAGAACCUUCGCGUGUACACCUCCGAUGGUCGGUUGUUCUGGGGCGCUCUAAAAUGCACCGACCCUGACAAGAAUAUUGUGCUGGCUCACACUUAUGAAUAUCGGCAACCAUCUUCAAGGGAGCGUGAAAAGGCAGCAGAGAAAGCAGAUGGAGAAACUGUCAAGGUCGACAUGACAUCUCGCUACUUGGGUCUGGUUGUCAUACCCGGGGAGCACAUUGCCAAGAUGGAAGUUGAGGAGUUUGCGAGUCAAAUGAGGAAUCAGAACAUCAUAUGAUGUAGCGGAUACAGAGAUAAUAUUAAUGAAUAAAAAAUACAACAAGGCUACCGCAAAAGAAAGUUAUCGUACCCAUUCAGCCUUUUGCAACCCGUCCAGCCUGAAGCUACCCACAACGCCUUGUACAACCAAGAUUGCGUUCCCAUCAUUACUACCGAACGUGAGGAAAGCAAGACACACUCUCGUCCUCUUUCACAUAGCCUGAUUUCCGUGCUUUGCCACACCAAUUAUGAGCACUUUCUAUGCGGCAACAGCUUCCUGUGUGCGUCCACGAGACUCGCCGUUCAGACCACCAUCGCUGUCCAGAAUGGAGCCUCGGGCAUCCUCCUCUUCCUCUUCCUCGUCGCUGUCGAGAUCACGGUCCCGAGCAGUCCAGGAGCUGCCAUCGUUCAAGGGCACAUCUUGACCGGAGAGAUCGUGGCCCUCACCUCGGUUGCG
Molecule: messenger RNA, 852 nt
Organism: Fusarium odoratissimum NRRL 54006
Lineage: Eukaryota; Fungi; Ascomycota; Sordariomycetes; Hypocreales; Nectriaceae
Exons: 2
Coding region: 94-414 (106 amino acids)
Cellular component (GO): NatC complex
Source: RefSeq, a predicted model, not a curated record